AUGGAUGCCAACUUUGAGGCUGUACAAGCACAUAUGAAAGGUCUGAAGAGACUCAUCCAUCUCCUUGGCGGCCUCGACGCCCUGGACCACAUGACCCUCUCAAAAAUCUACCAGAGCGAUGUUAAAAGCGCAGCCCUCCAAAACUCCCAUCCCACGUUUCCCAUGUCCGCCCGCUGGCGCAGCGAGAUUCUCCAGGAAUUAACCCUCUUCCGCUCAACGGAACACCUUCACGUCUCCAAAUCUCUCGAGGCACUGGGGAACCGCUUCUUCGCCGCACCGCGGUACACACCCUUAGACAACACCUUGAAGACUUUCGUCCAGAUUCUGCGGCGCCUAAUCAUCUACUUCGAGACCGCGCAGCAGCAGCCCUCGAUCGUCCUGCCGACGGACAACAACCUCUUCUUGGUGUUCGAGCACCAGCUCCUAUCGACCGUGUAUGAGACCGACACGACUCUGUUGCAGGAGUCACUGCGUUUGUCCCUGCUGAUCUACCUGAACCUGCGGAUCUGGCAUUUUCAGGCCUUUCCGUUCAUGCAGUUCAUGGUCGACGCUUUGAGGAGGAGUCUGGUACCGGCAUACGGACAUGCCCAGUCCACCGCGCCGGAUCUCCUCUUCUGGAUCCUGUUCAUCGGAGGGAUGGCGUCGCAAGGCUAUAAAUGUUACCCCUGGUUCGUCAGCCGGCUAACGGAGAUGGCGCGUCGUCUGGAUUUGGUCGAAUGGGAGAAAGCGAGGGAAACGCUAGGUGGGUUCUUCUAUACCGAUCAGCCGGGCGAGAGAGGCGCAGAGAAUCUGUGGAACGAGGUGCUUCUGAUGGAGAGUUACCCGUACAUCGCACCUAAACCGACGUUCCAGGUCCUCAUGUUAUGA
Aspergillus viridinutans is the source of this 867-nucleotide messenger RNA. RefSeq lists its product as uncharacterized. The record is from RefSeq and is a predicted model, not a curated record. The transcript is spliced from 3 exons. Lineage: Eukaryota; Fungi; Ascomycota; Eurotiomycetes; Eurotiales; Aspergillaceae. Bases 1 to 867 code for a protein of 288 amino acids.